AUGGCUCGCACUAACUUAUACAACACGCUCGGCGCGUACGAGAUCGGGCUGGCGCUCAGCACGCUGCUGUUCGGCGUCGAGUCGCUGCAGACGUUCUAUUACUACCGGCGCUAUGCGAAAGAUCCCCUGGUCCUCAAGAUCUUGGUGAGCCCCGUCUCAGCAGCUGCUGCUGCUGCGCCGCUGCGGCUGACGGCCCGCACCCAGGUCGCCGUUAUCUGGAUCUUCGGACUGACACAGAGCAUCUGCGCGUGGCACGCCCUGUUCCUCAUGAGCGUCACGUUCUUCGGGCAAGAAGCGCACAUCACGACGAGCCCGCCGAACUCGCUGACGCUCAACGCGCUCGUGUCGACCGUGCUGUUCGUGCUCGUGCAGGGCUUCUUCUGCCUGCGCAUCCGCACGGUCUCCGGCUCGCGCGCGCUCGCGGCAGGCUGCUUCGCGCUCGCGCUGCUCCCGCUCGUGCUGUACGCGUACGUCGCGGCGCUGCUGUUCCGCAGCGGGUUCGCGGCGACGGCGGAUCCGCGCGGCCCGGGGCAUGUCGUGAUGACGGUGGCGGCGGCGGUGCUGCCGCUGGCGAAUAUCCUGGUGUCGGCGGUGCUGUGUUGGGGCCUGUGGCGGAUGCGCGGGCAGAGGACGUUUCAGAGGACGAACUCGAUCAUCGACACGAUUAUCCUCUGGACUGUGGAGACGACUGCCAUUACCAGUGUGGUUGCCGUGCUGGAGCUGAUCAUGGACAUCACUGCGGGGAAGACACGUCUGUCAUUCGAACAUAGUGGCUUCUACAUUCUGAUACAUUCCGCGGCAGUCCUCUGGAUCAUCUUCUUCUUCCUACACGGCAAGCGUAAGCAUAUUCCAAUCGAACACAGUGCUGGCCUCCUUGAACAGCAGAGGCAGCCACGCCACCGACCGCUGGGCGAUCUCGACCUCCGGGAACGGCGGGGCCUCCAGUACGGGACGCAGACGCGGGACCGAGCCCGUGAUGCUGCCCAUGACACACUCCGUCGCCGCGAAGUCGGAUCUGGAGGCGUUCGAGCUGGAGCACGCGCCGACCCGCGACUCGCACUCGGAGGACGUGAAGAUCAGCCCGUCGUCGUGAGGCUUGAGCGUGCUGGGCCGCAGAUGGUCUUCUGUGGGCGUAUGUAGGAGAUUGUGCUGAGGCGCAGCACAGAACGAAAAAAAAGUUGUAUAUCGGCGGUGCUUGCGACCAUUUAUCCCCAAUCCGUUCUUUCUGUACCGAUGUCCGACAAAGAGUAGAUUAGAUAGGGAUCGAUUAUCAGGAAUUUGUCAU
Messenger RNA from Mycena citricolor, 1285 nucleotides. The record is from the annotation of a GenBank genome assembly. NCBI's taxonomy places the organism in Eukaryota, Fungi, Basidiomycota, Agaricomycetes, Agaricales, Mycenaceae.